AUGAGUUUUGAAUUUGCCCUCUGAAAAUCACUUAUCAUUCUCCGUCAUUCCUCCCGACUUUGAAACUGCAACCUUAAGGACGGAAAAGAAGCGUAUAUAUUCACUGGACCUUCCGUCACUUCGAUAUUGCACUCUCUCGUAUGGGAACUUCGUGGUUACGAACCAUGGCAGCUCUACAUGUUUGUUUGGCUUUUCUAUUACUUCUCACAAGUUCUGCUGUGGCAUAUCGGCGGCCGCUGGGGGAUUUUAUAAACCACUACGAAACCCUGAAUUAUGACACAGCUCGAGUUGUUCGGCAGCACAGUCGUGUGAGGCGUUCAAGUCCAAACAGCGAUCAUGUCGUUGAAUUACACUUAAAAACCGAACAGAGUAAACCUAGACACAAGAAUUCUCUUGUUCAUGGUUUUAUUUCUGAUGAUGGCGUCUUUGAGGGUAAAAUUCAUGUAGGAAAUGACAAGUAUUUUGUUGAGUCAGCCAAGGAAUAUUUCAAGGAUGAGCCUAAUGACUUCCACUCAGUUAUUUAUGAGAGCAGAGAUGUGAAUUAUCCACAUGCUUAUGGUCCAGGUUGUGGAGUAUCUGAGAAAACCAAGAAGUGGAUGGAUAAAGUUAAAAGAAUCAAAAUCAAAAUCAGCAUCCUUUCCUAUUCAAACAAAGAGAAAAAUUUGUCUUUGCAGCUUUCAUUAAAAAAUGUUUGCCUUGCUUUGCAGGCUGAUCAUUUGUUCACAGCAAAUAUGGCUGAUGGGAAUAAGGAGAGAGCAAUGUUACUGAUGGCUGAUCAUGUCAAGGCUGCAAAUUCUAUUUUCAAAAAUACAGACUUUAGUGGAAAUGAUAAAGCUGAUGGCAUUCAGUUUCAAAUCCAGAGAAUGUUGGCCAAUGGAACUGCUGAAGCCAAUGAUGGAAGGAACCCUUACAGAGACAGCAACAUUGGAGUGGAAAAGCUCCUUGAGCUGAACUCUGAGGAGAUACAUGAUGAUGUGUGCCUGUCAUACAUUUUUACUUACAGAGAUUUUGCAGAUGGUGUGUUAGGACUUGCAUGGGUUGGUGAAGCAGGUGGAGCUGCAGGUGGGAUUUGUGAAACGGCAACUUCAUUUAGAGAUGGCAAAACAAAAAGUUUGAACACUGGAGUUGUCACAUUUGUCAAUUACAACAAGAAAGUGUUACGAAAGGUGUCUGAGAUUACCUUUGCACAUGAAGCUGGACAUAACUUUGGCUCACCGCAUGACAAUUCUCCUGAAUGCGCCCCAGGGGGAACUGAUGGGAAUUACAUCAUGUUUGCAAGAGCCACGAGUGGAGAUCAAAAGAACAACAGACUUUUUUCACCAUGCAGCAGGACAAAAAUGAAUGAAGUGAUGGAUGUCAAGGGGCGGUGUACUUCAAAUAGCUGUUGCUUUAGAGAUGCUCAAGGAGCCAUCUGUGGCAACAUGGUUACAGAGGCUGGGGAGGAGUGUGACUGUGGUUAUAAAACUGAUGAGUCAUGUAAGAAGGACACGUGUUGUGUGGGCCGUGACGUUAAUAGUGAAGGAAGUGGCUGUAAACGCAGAUAUAAUGCAACAUGCAGCCCAAGCCAAGGUCUUUGCUGCAGUUAUGAUUGUGUUCCACAUCAACAAAGUGUCUUGUGUCUUAAUGAAACUGAGUGCGCCAACACCUCAUAUUGCAAUGGAAUUAAUGCUACCUGUCCUGUUCCGGCACCUAAAGCCAAUUUCACCUCUUGUAAUGAAGGAAGACAAGUUUGCAUUCAGGGAGAAUGCAGCGGUUCAAUUUGCUUAAAGUUCAAUAAGUUGGAGUGCCAGUGUGCACAAGAAAAUCAUCUCUGUGAUUUGUGCUGCAAAGACGGCGAGGAAGGCAAAUGCUUGCCGGCCAGUGAGAUUAAGGAGAUGAAGGAAGAAAAAAAUCUGAAACAAUUUCCCGGCGCGCCGUGCAACGACUUCAAUGGCUACUGUGAUGUUUUCCUCAAGUGUCGCGCAGUGGACGCAGACGGACCGUUGUCACGUCUGAAGAACAAGUUUUUCAGCAAGGAGGCCAUCAAGGGAUACUUAGAAUGGAUCAAGGAGUACUGGUGGGCUGUGGUGCUCAUGGGUGUCGGCCUCAUUCUGCUCAUGGCAGGCUUCAUCAAGUUGUGCAGCGUUCACACGCCGAGCAGUAACCCGAACCGAAAGCCAGCUCGCCAGCUCACACUCCGCCGUCAGCCAGCACGUGGCCGGCCUAACCAGAGAGGUCGACAGAUGCAGCAAGGGAACCGAGGGAACCCUCAAUACGAUGAUCCGCCGCCGUACCCCGGGGCCCCCAUGCAAAUGCAUGGACGUUGACACGGUUUUUGUGGUGGUUGGAUUAGUAUUAGCUAAUUUGAUGUUUAUUUGCAUAAUUUAAAAAAUGGGCCAAGUAUUUUUGUCGUUCAAUUCAUGUCCAGCGUUUGCUCGAGCUUUAGUCAUAGUUAGUCCCUUCCCUUCACCUUUUUUUUUUUUUGAAAUGACACGCAAUUCCAAUUUGUAAUGUUGCUUCCUGUUCACUCAAGUAACACAGAGAUCAGGAUUCACCCAGACCUUUCACCCCUGAUAGAAGAGCUGUAUUUUAAUUGUGAACUUGAAUCAGUGCCAACGACAAUAAUCGCUGCAGUUGUUAUGUGCACCGGCAUCGAUAUAUGAUAUCGGAGAAGAGACAUCCUUGCAUGUCUUUGCGUCAUGAAGGUUUGGUUUAUUGUCCUUGAAUAUUAUGAUUAUUUUCAUUUUCAUUUUAUUGUCUUUCCCAAGACUUGAAAGGAAAGCUACCUAUAUCAAAGGUUUGGAAAGUAGAGAAAAAUUAGUCUUUAAAGAAUUUAGAAAAAAACAAGAGAUUACAUGACCGUUUUAGCUUGAAAUUGAAGAACAUUAGGCUUUUGCGUAAUGAGCUACUUCGGAAUCAGUUGAGUUUCCAGACGUGUGGUGUACUUGUACAUUUGUAGCUUUUUUUAGUCGAGGGGAGAAAUCCCUUUGUUAUUGUUGUUGAAUUGUUUAGGGUGGGGUGGGCUGGUGAACAGUUCAAUAACAUUGGAAUUUAUUUUGAUGUACAGAUCAGUAUAUCGCUUUUUAACGCGUGCAAGUUUUGUAGCUACGGACAUUCCAGAGAUUUGUUGAAUUUAAUUGUUCAAUUUAUUGCAAAAAAACAAACAAACAAGCAACCAUUAACAUACAGAAUGCAAAGCCAACAGUAGUUAUACAAGAUAGUUUUCAAUGUUCAAAAUAAGGAAGGAAACCUGUCAGGGAUUUUUGUGAACUUAAAGUCCUAGCGUCACUUAAGAAGCUGUUAUUUAAUUUUAAUAAGAAGUUUAAUUCAGGUAUUAUGAGAUAUUUCUUUAUUAAUCUACUAUUUUGACUUGGUUGUUUGACUUGGGAAUGUCUGUGAUUGGAUCUUGUUUCAGUUUACCAACAUUGGGCCCAAGCGAAAGUGCUGUCAUUCAACUCUCUUAGUGUCGCUCAGCGCGGUUAGAAUUACUUAAUCCAUUCUAAUACUGCCAUUUAAAGAAAUUUGGCGCUGGUUGGUCUUAAUCGCUUUUAAAUAGUAUCAACAAAUAUAUUAAAUGUUCCUUCGAAUUUUA
Messenger RNA from Stylophora pistillata, 3571 nucleotides. Its product is annotated as disintegrin and metalloproteinase domain-containing protein 10. Gene Ontology annotation, biological process: Notch signaling pathway; membrane protein ectodomain proteolysis. The record is from RefSeq and is a predicted model, not a curated record. Gene Ontology annotation, cellular component: plasma membrane. Lineage: Eukaryota; Metazoa; Cnidaria; Anthozoa; Scleractinia; Pocilloporidae. Gene Ontology annotation, molecular function: metalloendopeptidase activity.